Messenger RNA from Hibiscus syriacus, 636 nucleotides. Its product is annotated as NAC domain-containing protein 104-like. The record is from RefSeq and is a predicted model, not a curated record. Gene Ontology annotation, biological process: regulation of DNA-templated transcription; system development. Gene Ontology annotation, molecular function: DNA binding. The transcript has 3 exons. Lineage: Eukaryota; Viridiplantae; Streptophyta; Magnoliopsida; Malvales; Malvaceae. The coding region runs from base 43 to 636 and encodes 197 amino acids.
UAUAAACAUCAUCUCCUUCACUGUUCUUCUUUCGUCAACAACAUGGGAGACAAUCGCAAUGUUAAUCUGCCGCCGGGGUUCAGAUUCUGUCCCACCGACGAAGAGCUCGUCGUUCAUUUCCUUCAACGGAAAGCCGCUCUCCUGCCUUGCCACCCCGAUGUCAUCCCUGAUCUCGACCUUUAUCCAUACGAUCCCUGGGAACUAGAUGGUAAAGCUUUGGGUGAGGGAAAGCGGUGGUAUUUCUACAGCCGGAGGACGCAGAACCGGAGCACCGGCAAUGGGUACUGGAAGCCGACGGGAACCGAUGAGCCAGUGGUGAAUAGCGAUGGCAGCCGGAAAGUUGGCGUGAAGAAACAUUUCGUUUUCUACAUUAAGGAAUCGGGUCCCGCCGGUAUCAAAACUAAUUGGAUUAUGCAAGAAUAUCGUAUCUCCGAUACCGAUUCCGGCAGCAGUAGAUCGCCCAAACGUAGCGGAGGAGGACAUUCCAAUAUUGAUUAUAGCAAAUGGGUUGUUUGUCGAGUUUACGAGCGAAAUGAAGAAGAAGAAGACGACGACGACGACGGAACAGAACUAUCAUGCUUGGAUGAAGUGUUUCUGUCAUUGGAUGAUCUGGAAGACAUAAGCUUACCAAAUUAA